Messenger RNA from Exophiala xenobiotica, 1793 nucleotides. RefSeq lists its product as uncharacterized. Bases 1007 to 1459 code for a protein of 150 amino acids. The record is from RefSeq and is a predicted model, not a curated record. Lineage: Eukaryota; Fungi; Ascomycota; Eurotiomycetes; Chaetothyriales; Herpotrichiellaceae. The transcript has 3 exons.
GCCUCUGUGCAAUCAACUAUCGUCCUUGUUCUUGCUUCCCACGCUGGUGCGCUCGCUGGAAGCCCUUUGGAGGUGCCCAGACGAAAAUUCCGAUGAAAUAGCCGAUGUCGGAUUUCCUCGUUGCGUCUUUGCAGCCAAUGUUUCGAGAGUCCUGGCCUGAUCGGUAUCUUCGAAAGGUCAAGGCUUCCUUUACUUUAGCAAGUUGUACACCCUCGCUGAAGCUCAAUGGAAUCCGGUAACGACUCCCAUUAUCACCCUGUCAGUCUCGCCACUCUGGCCUUUGAAGCUUUUGCGAGUAGGCAAACUCCGUAGACCGCAGACCGCAGACCGCAGGCUGUAGACCUAAUCGGCGUCCUUUCCCGACGAGCUGAGCCUGGAGAACAUGAAUGAGCAUCAGACUUCCAUGACCGGAAAGCAACCAAAAUGCCGGUGUGAGACCUGUGCGAAGAAGAUCUCACUGAAAACAUCAAGCGUUUGUCAUCCUCCUACCUGCAACAGCCACAGCCAAGGCGUUUGUCGAUGUGUUUGCCAACUGCAGGGAGUCGUAAGAAUGCUGACCGUUUUCAGAUCGCGUGGUCAUUUUCGACCGGGCAUCACAGCAGGCUGCAUAGGAUGUUCUAGAGUUCAGAGGCUUUGGUCUUCAACACCGUCCGCGUGCAUCAACCUCGGCGCCGGGAUGGCAGCGCGUCCGUACGAUAUCACGCAAGUGGUUAUCGCAACCAGAACCCUGUUCUGACCUCCACCGGUUCAAAUAUUGUCGUCCAUUGUCGUUGAUUUGCAGAGAGAAUGAGGCGGACAAGAUGUUGCCUUGAAGCCACCUCCCUCUUCGCUCUCGUCCUUGCCGUCACGAUUGGUCGGCUCCAGGGCAGACACGUGACAUACCUAGGUGUGUUUGUGACGUAAACAGCAGAUUCGACGGUGGAGUUGCAACGCUUCUCACCCGCAGCUCAACAGACUUCAUACUCCUCCCCCCAGGCAUAGGUAGGAUGUAGCUUUUUUCAUUUAGAUGGACCUCUUCCACACAAUCAGCCAAACCAUAGACACCGUACUGACCUGCGAUUGGUACGAUAGCUUCAAAAAUUACAAGAUGAGCGACUCAAAUUCCGACGACAAGACUAUGGAUACAGCGCCUGGAGGCGAAACACCUCAAUACGAGUCAAUCAAGACAGAGACACUCCCAUCCUCUAAACAAAGAGGGCAAUUGGGCUCUGGUUCGAACACGUCCGAAGAAGCCUCCACCUCAGCAGAUCGUGGACAGCAGACUGCAGAAAAUAUCAGAUAUGGCCAGAACAUCUCAGAAUCUGGUAUGGGAGGCAAGACGACCACUUCGUCUGGAUCCGCAGGCCAAGAAGGUGGAUAUGGAGGUGUUCCAGAUCAGACCGGACACCAAGACGAUGCGCGUCCUAAGCAAGGAUACGGUCCAGGAUCAGAUCACGAAAACACAGAGGUUGGAGCGUAAGGGUGCAGCAGUCGGUUCGCAAGAGAUAUUGUAUCAAUACAACACCUCAGGGAGAAACGUGCACAGUCGUUGGUGGCUUGUCCAUGUCGGUAGCGACUGAUUGCGGAGGCACGUCCAUCAUUGGAGGCGCAACAGGUUGUCCAGGCACUUUGUCCUUUGGUUCCACCGGCCUCUUAGCCUCCUUCAGCGAUUCCAGCGUCACCCCGUUCCCCAGCUUCGUAAUACCAACUACAGGGGGAUCGCCUUUCUUGACAAACUCGUACAUGCCGGGCAGCUUGUUACCAGCCAACCUGAACGCAUCUCUUACCACCGCUUCGUGAAUGUCUCCCUUGAG